Cyprinodon tularosa is the source of this 1258-nucleotide messenger RNA. RefSeq names its product phosphatidylcholine transfer protein. NCBI's taxonomy places the organism in Eukaryota, Metazoa, Chordata, Actinopteri, Cyprinodontiformes, Cyprinodontidae. The transcript is spliced from 6 exons. Bases 66 to 707 code for a protein of 213 amino acids. Gene Ontology annotation, molecular function: phosphatidylcholine intramembrane carrier activity; phosphatidylcholine binding. The record is from RefSeq and is a predicted model, not a curated record.
GUUUUUUUUUUUCCUUCUGGCUGACAGCUCAGCUGACCGGCCGCUGUCAGAAGAGCUGAGCCGUCAUGUCGCUGCAGUUCACAGAUGAGGAGUUUCAGAGCGCCUGGAAGGAGCUGGACGCUCCGCAGCUGGACGGAGGCUGGGAGCUCUUCACCGAGACCAUGGGGGUCCAGAUCCACCGGCUCUACGAUAAGGAAACUGGACUUUAUGAGUACAAAGUCUUCGGUGGGCUCGGCAGCUGCAACCCAGAGCUCUGCGCAGACGUCUACAUGGACUUGAUGUAUCGGAAACAUUGGGACGGAUAUGUUAAAGAGCUCUAUGAGAAGGACUUUGGUGGACAAACGGCGAUCUACUGGGAAGUGAAGUACCCGUUUCCUCUGUCAAACAGAGAUUAUGUGUAUGUAAGGGAGCGAAGAGACCUGGACAUCGAUGGGAGAAAGAUCUGGGUGAUUCUGGCCAGAAGCUCACCACAGACGGCCUGUGCAGAGAAGAAAGGUGUGCUGAGAGUCAACGACUACAAGCAGAGCGUCGCCCUGGAGAGCGAUGGAGCCAGUGGCACUAAAGUGUUCAUGAACUACUUCGACAACCCUGGUGGAAUGAUUCCUACCUGGCUGGUGAACUGGGCAGCUAAGAGCGGCGUCCCAGGCUUCAUUAAGGAUUUGCAGACGGCCUGUAGCAAUUACAAAACGUACUGCGAGAGGAAAUGAGUGCAGCUGAGUGGGGACGGCGGCCCAAUCUGGAGAGAUUUAAUGAGUUUACUUGCAGCUUUGGGUUCUUUGGGUUCUGGGUGACUUCGGCCGGUCGUCCCGUUUUAUUGGUCGGGCAAAAGGUGAAUCGAUUGUAUCCUGAUGUGCUGUGUUUACCGUGUGAACAAUCACGCACUCCUCUCUCUUUGGCAUGCAGGAACCUUCAGAUGAUUUUUCAUUUUAAUCCAUGUAGACUUGAAGAUGUGACUCAUUCCGUUUGGCUGGAUUUGCUGAGGCAAUCUCCCCUCUGCCUGUUGACCUUUUGUGUUGAGAUUGAAUGUCUUUUAACCUCGACUCCGUUGGGAUCUUUUGCUGUUUCAAAUCACUGGGAUUUGAUUAUUUCUGCAAGGAGGUGAAUUUUCUAAAAACUUUCACAGGUGCAGAACUUUUGCAGUGCAGCUCAUGGCUUCUUUAUGAUCUGAGAUAUUGGAUUGUUUUAAGGUGAACACCUGUACCUCAGUGUCAUUUUCUUCUGCAGCUGUAUUCAUAAAAAUAAAUUCAGUUUUAAUUAU